AUGGAGAGAGCCUGGAGAUCAGGGGCGCUGUCGGAGACGGCGUCUUGCGCCGACACGCCAAGGUCAGGCUCCGGCCACUCCUCCUGCAAUCUCCAGCAUCGACACUCACAGAGUAUGCUGAGGACACGUGAGGCUGCAGUGGACAUGUCGCCGCGGUUCUCCUACUGCAAGCCUACCAUCAAUCGGGACAGCAAAAUGCUCCACAGAAGGCACUCGCUGAACUUGCCAGAGCAGUCGUUGCCUGGCCGUCACUCCAGGAAAACAACGGAAAGGACUCAGAAGGCAACUUCAAAGUCCAUCGCAGAUUUAGCUGGGGAGAUUGCGGCCCUCGAGCAGGAAGUCAUCCGCAAGGAGCUGCAUCUUCUGACCCUCUACAGAAGGGCAUUUGAUCAGCAUCUACCCGAUUCCUGCAGUUUUCUUAGUGAGGUGGAUCAAGAAGCAAUUAAAAGUAUUGAUGAGGGUGCGCUCCGUCUAAGAGAUAUCAAGCAAUCUGCAGCCUUCAACUUGCCAACUGUCUCAGAUUCUAUGAGUGAGGUAUCGUCAAGACCGGCUUCGAAGCAUUCCAGCCUAGUGAACUUCUUGAAUGCUUCUAUCUCAGACUACGUACCUAAGAUCUCUUGCAAACUAUCGGAGGACAUCCUCGGCUGCAUUGCUUCGGUCUACUGCAAACUUGCAAGCACGCCAUCUCAAGAUGCUGAGUCCGUGACUUCACCAAGUCAUUCUGUUUCAUCUUCAAGUACCUUCUCUCCGAGGCGUCGUAAUGAUAGCUGGAGCCCUCGGUGUACCUUCGAUGCCACCACGAGCCCUCGCCAAUAUCCAUCCGGAAAAGAGAAUAGUGAGCAAAACGUAGGCAUGAUCAUUGUUCCAAGGAUACAUAUAGAUGCUGGCAAGUUUGAAUAUGCGUCAAAAAUGCUGGAGACUAUCAGGUCCCUGAUACAGCGGCUCGAAAAAGUUGAUCCAACAAAGAUGACACAUGAGGAGCAGCUCUGCUUUUGGAUCAACAUCCACAAUGCUUUAGUCAUGCAUGCUUUUCUGGCCUAUGGGAUACAUGAUAAACGCCUGAAGAGCACUGACAUGAUUCUGAAGGCUGCAUACAAUGUGGGUGGUGAAUCAGUAAAUGCGCAAACUAUUCAGAACUCGAUCCUCGGAUGCCAAUCCCAUCGUCCAUCAUUGUGGGUUCGCACGCUGUUCACGCCAGCAAAAAGAUCCCUGGCAGGGUCGACGGCGAGGCACCCCUACGCCCUUCACCAUUCCGAGCCGGUCGCGCAUUUCGCGCUCUCCACAGGAACAUUUUCAGACCCGCCCGUGCGGCUGUACACGGCCAAGAAGAUCCACCACCAGCUGGAGCGAGCCCGGACCGAGUUCAUCCAGGCCAACGUCGCCGUGAAGAAGCAGGCCCUCCUGCUGCCCAAGGUGCUCCACUACUAUGCCAAGGACGCUGCGCUCGAGCUGCGCCACCUCGUGGAGCUGGUGUGCGAGAGCACGUCGGAGACCCAGCGGAAGGAGAUGGCACAGCUCCAGCACCGACUCAGGAAACGGAUCGACAAGUGUGUGGAGUGGCUGCCUUACAAGUCCAACUUCAGAUACGUUGUACAUAGGGAUCUGGCCGAGUAG
Molecule: messenger RNA, 1614 nt
Organism: Triticum turgidum subsp. durum (durum wheat)
Lineage: Eukaryota; Viridiplantae; Streptophyta; Magnoliopsida; Poales; Poaceae
Source: the annotation of a GenBank genome assembly